Molecule: messenger RNA, 2803 nt
Organism: Pleuronectes platessa (European plaice)
Lineage: Eukaryota; Metazoa; Chordata; Actinopteri; Pleuronectiformes; Pleuronectidae
Product: interleukin-17 receptor A
Exons: 11
Coding region: 124-1962 (612 amino acids)
Molecular function (GO): interleukin-17 receptor activity
Source: RefSeq, a predicted model, not a curated record
UCUUAGUGUUUGUUCAACCAGACUCUCGAACCAUCUCCUCAGAAGUGUCACUUAGUGUUUUGUAUUUACUCUUUAGUUUCUAAAGCUUUUUCUCCUGCAUUGUGCAGCAACACCAGCAACACAAUGAGCCAUCUUCCUUUUUUCUGUUUUUGUUUGACUGCUGGACUCACAGCGUCGUCCUUUCUUCGGAUUCUGAACCCACAUCAGGACUGCAGACAACCGGGUCUUGCCAAUUGUAAAAUCAAUAACUGUUCAGAUAAACACAAGGUAUCUCAAGCUCCCAGCGGCCCAAUUUGGAAUCCUGAGCAUGUGGGAGUCAUGACUGACGAACGUGGGAGCGUCCCCAGUAUGAAUGUGACAUGGAGUUUAGAGUUAGAUGGAGGUGUAUUAGACAUGUCUGGGUCAGAGAUAAAUAUUUGGGAUGAAAAAAGUAAUCAGAGUGUGUGUGUGCAGUUUUCUUUCAACAUCACUGAACAGAAUAAUCAAAACCAUAUGAGGUGGAAAUUUUCCUUGGACGGAGUUGUUGUCGAGCCUGAACAUACAUACGCAGUGUCAGUUGUUAAUUUACCAGAACCCAAGAGUAGCGACCUCACUAUCAGAAAGAAAAUUUUUAUCCCAGGAUGUGGUGAUAGCAGAAUCCAAACGGCUCAAAUGUGUGUCGAAAAUGGUAGUCUAUGGAAGCCUCACAUGACCAAAGCCAUGUAUAUGGAUGAGGAAAAGAAAAAGUUGUUUGUCGUUUUGGGUUUUGAGGCAGCAGAGUAUUCAGAGAGAUACCAAGUCUCCAUCCAGAGCCAGACUUUCCAUUAUUCACACAAUGUCUCAAAGGGGAACCGAACAUCACUGAACGUGACCUUUGUGUUCGGUUUUUGGCAGCUCCCAAAGUGUGACAUGUUGUUAUCGAUUCAACCCUUUUUUAUACGAUGCAAAAACAACUGUCAACGCCACGAGACAACAAUCAAAGAGUGUCCUUAUUAUCCACAACGGACUGUCAUCAUAAAGGCAUCGGUGGGCCUGUUUGUCAUUGAGCUUUUUUUUUUUUACUUCCUGUGGAGAGCAUGUCAUAAAGGUUCCCUGAACACAUCCUCAUCUGCUGCCAGACACCAACCAGAGGGUUUUCAAAUGCAGGAGAGAAAACGAGUCCUGGUCCUCUACUCCCUCGACCACCCCUUGUACAAGAACAUCGUUCUCAAGCUCUGUGGCUUCCUUGCAGCAAAAUGCGGCACAGAAGUGGUGCUGGAUCUGCUGGACUCUGCCAGACUGGGAGCACUGGGAAGGAUUCAGUGGUUGGACUGGCACAGAGAGCAAAUCGAAAACUCCUCAAAUAAGAUACUACUCCUGUGCUCAAGAGGGGUACAGGCCAAAUGGAGAGCCAUGUGUGGAGACAAACAGGUUAUUCUGAGGGAGGACGUCCACUCACCUGCAGGCGACAUGCUGACUCCAGCCCUCUGCCUCCUGGUGCCACAUUUCAUCCGAUCUGCAUCCUAUGAAAAAUACUUGGUGGCUUAUUUCGAUAAUGUUUGUUCAGAGGAGGACGUUCCUUCACCUUUCAACAUCGCAGUGAGGUACAAGCUGAUGAAACAGUUUGAGGAGCUGUUUUUCAGGAUCCUGGACACUGAGAAGCAUGAACCAGGCAGAAUGAACCACAUCGAAGGGCUUUCAGAGGACGUGUACCACCAGUGCCCCUCGGGUAGAGCCCUGCAGGAUGCCAUAGAGGCUUUCCAUGCACACCAGCUGGAACAUCCACACUGGUUUGAGGAAGAAUCACUGGAGAGCUCAGAGCUGCAGGCUGAUGAGCCCCACAUGACCAAGCAGCCUGACAGAUCUCACUCCGUACCUGACUCCACCCAAGUAAUCAGCCAUGUAACCACCUGUGACACUGAUUUCACUGCUGACAGAAUGGCACUCAAAGGACCCGAGCAGCUGUUUAUGUGCUCCUCAGCUGAGUUCAGAUCUUACUGUUGAGGAAAAGCAGCCGGUUUGACUGCUUUGACUUACCAGGAAAAUACUGAGGGUAGCACUUCACUUAUGUAGUUUAAUGACAACUACGGCCUGAUUCAGAGUCAAGAAAAGGAUCUCUAAGUACGAAUAGAUAUGGGCUCAUCCAUAAAAUAAACUAGAAAGGCACAAUAGUGCAUACCAAGGCUCAAUAGUCCAUUUAAAUUUACAGAAGGUCCCGUAAAUAGGCCAGAUUUUUCUCAUCUACACAUUAAUUAUUCAGUGGAAAAAUCCCUCGAUCCAUAGCUAAAUAUAAUGAGUUCUUUACUGACCCAUUCCACAUCCUAAGUUUCAUGGUAGUCCUUCCAGUAGUUUUUGUGAAAUCUUGCUGUAAUUUGUUGGUAGAAAAAAAGACCGGAACAUUUAUAAUUUCUUUCCAGACUUUAUUAAAUCUAUGUACAUGUUUUUAUAAACAAACAUGUGAUAUACCGUGUGUUUUACCUUGCUGCUUGUUGCAUUGAUGUCUGAUGUCAGUGUCACCAGGAGACAAUUCCAGACUGGAGUUUAGAGCACAGUGAUCUGUGGUUGAUGCUUGUGGGCUGUGUAAACAGUGUUCAGGUCAAAGUUCAACCCUCUGGGCAAAGUUUCCAGUAUUUUAGUUGCAUUGGAGAAGGUAAGCACUAAACUCUGCUGGGGGAAACUUGGGGUAGCUUUUCAGUUAAUGUUGAUGGCUUCUUUCCAGCACUUUGAUGGUCAGAUGGUUUAAAUGUAAUGUUGGUUUGUAUCAAUCGAUGUCUGUGAUCUUCUCUGUGUCAUUAAUGAGGUGUUGUUUACAAAUUAAAGCUUUUAAAUGAGCCGUGUUAACAAA